GGCUGCAUCAUUUUGUACAAACUGCCUAUUCAUUGUGACCUCUGGAAGGUCAGCAAACAAAGGAAUUAAAAUGAGCAUCCUCUGAAGGUUGCAAAAGGUUCUCUGCGUCUGUAACAGCAGUGCAUCGCCAAACGAUCUCUCAGUAACUGGUCCUCAAAAGUCAAAGCAAGAUUCAGAGAACUGCGAUCCGCACGUGUAGCCCAUGCCUCGACAGAACCUCAGCGCGGACAGAGGCAGGACUGUUCAAAGAGAAACGAGGAGUGACAAAAGAGAGGAAUGUUCGAUGUGGGAUUCGAAGGCCUCCUAAGAAAUGUUGGAUGAAUAUUAAAACCUGCCCACCAGAUCAACAGGAGCAGCUGCUAGCUCUGUGCCUCCCUCUGCUCCCCAAGCUGGCUCGACUUGACUAUCCGAGGCAAGCAAGGGGGAUGUGGGGAUUUCCUUGGGUUUUUAAGAGGAGCCGUCUGAAAACAAGAAGUGGAUUUACUCAGUGAGCGAAGGCUUUAAAAACAAGAGACGUGAGUGUGGCAGAUCAUCUCAGAAGACCAUGUGGAGCUUAGAGUUCAUCCUUCCUGUUUUAUUAGUAAUCUUAAAAGGUUCUUUAGCGCAGUGGACAGUAUGGAUGCCGAAGGAUAUUUCCACAAUGAGGAACUCCUGCGUUGUCAUCCCCUGCACCUUCAUGUACCCCUCCAGCGUCCGGCCCUACGGGGUCCAUGGCAUCUGGUACUUUGGGCAGCCCUACCCAGAGCUGUACCCGCCCGUGGUGUUCAAAUCCAGGACAGAGAUCGUUCACGAGAGCUUCAAGGGUCGCACCAAGCUGCUGGGCGAGUUGAAGCUACGCAACUGCACCCUGCAGAUCAGUAACAUCGGGAUGGAGCACAGCGGGAAAUAUUAUUUCAGAGCCGACCUGGGCAGCUCCAACGUCUACACCUACCCCGAUUUCUCAGAAGUCAAAGUUUUGGAUCAGCCCAUCAUUAACGUGCCGGAGGAGGUAGUCAGUGAUUCACCUCUGGAUGUCACCUGCUAUGUUCCUGAUAACUGCCCCGACAUGACCCCCGAGAUGAAGUGGUUUAACAUUGAGGGGCUGGAGAAUCCUGAAAUCUCCAGUGACUACGUGGAGGACAGCAACACAGCCGUCAUGGCCGCUGUACUGCGCUUCACCCCCUCCUACUUCCACAAUGGAAAGAUCCUGGGCUGCAAAGUCCACUAUCCCAACACCUCGCUGUCCUACGAAAGACUCAUCUCCUUAGACGUCAAAUACGCCCCCCGGGAGGUUGAAGUGAAUCAGUCCCUGGAGGUGAUGGAAGGCAGCACUGUCUACCUGUCCUGUACGGUGGACAGUAACCCACCACCGCGGAUCACCUGGCUUCAGGAGGACACCUUGGUGUGGGAAGAGACGGGCCAGAACUCCACCCUGGUGCUGAUGGAGAUACAGCCAAGCCAGGAGGGGCUCUACACCUGCAUUGCAGACAAUGACUAUGGGAGCAGGAACCAAUCCUUUUACCUCGCUGUCAAAUUCCCUCCGCGUGAACCCUCUGUGAACUCCUCCCUCACAGUCCUGGAAGGCAGCUCCGUCGUUCUGCACUGCAGCACGGAAGGCAAUCCGGUGCCCACCCUGACGUGGUUCAAAGACGGGGCCCUCAUCAGCAACAUAGUGGCGUCAGACUUGAGUAUACUGGAGAUCCCCAACAUCUCCUAUGAGGGGGACGGGGAGUACCGCUGCCUGGCUGAGAACGAGCAUGGCAGAGCCAGCAGCUCUGUCAACAUCACUGUUGAAUAUGCGCCUGUAUUUCUGCCCGAGUCCAAAUGCACGCUGAUCCGAGAUGGCAUUCAGUGCGAGUGUAUAGCAUCAGCGAACCCUGAGCCAGCGAUCCAGUUCCACCUCCCUGACCUCAACAUCACAAUCAACGAGACGGAGAGCCAGUUCAAUUACUACUCCCACACGGACGGCUACAUGACCACCAGCAUGAUCAAGCUGAAGGAGAAGCCUUCCUCGGGGCUCCACGUCUUGUGCACCAUCUCCAACAUGUAUGGGACAGAGACUGUCAAGCUGGAACUGCAACAGGAAAAAAAGUUCAUUUUGGCCGUGGUUAUCGGCGCCAUAGGAGGCGUGGUUGUUAUCGCUUUCAUCAUCGCGGCUGUGCGCUAUAUCAGUCACAGUAACCAGAAGGAGAACGUUACAGGCAGCGCUAGCUUUUCCCAGCAACCGGAAAACCCUCCAAUGCUCUACAGCUCCGUCAAGCAUAAUCUAAGGAAGAAAGUGAUUAAGACAGAACUUUUGGGCACAAAGUUUAAUUCGAUCCUGGAAGAGCCAUACAUGGGUGAUGAGAGUGACUACCAGAAUAUCGGCGGCCUCUCUGAAUCAGACCAGCGCCAUGAUGACGUGAACUACGCCUCCCUCGACUUCUCCUCCUCCGGCAGGAAAGCUGCAGAAGCCUCGGCUCAAACAGACAACGGCAGCGACUAUACAGAGAUAAAAACCAAAUGACAGAUUGUGUACAUGUAAUCCGGCAGCAAUGUGCUUCCUUCCCUCCCUCCUUUCCCCUUUCCCCAACACUGACUUCCCUCCAGAAGCUUGGAAUAACACAGCAAGAGUUGGAAUUAAUUGCCCAUUUAGAAUUGUUAUUAUUAUUAUUAUUUUGUAUCUUUUGUUGCCGGGUUGCUAGGAUAAUGUCCGAACGCAGAAGUGUACGCGGGUGAAACUGCAAACGCAUUGGCUGGUGUUUGUUUUGAGGACAUCUUUAUUUAAAAACCUUUAUUUAAUCUUUCUGUUGCACAGUAAUAUAUGUUUUGGAUAGCGCCGUCUUCGCUUACGGUUUUUAUUAACUAUGCCUUCCCCACCCCCCAAACCAGCUUCGCUUGUCCUGCCAAAUAUGUCAUAUUGUUAAACUCAAAAUUGGUCAAAUAUCGUUGUUACAAUAUUAUCUUCUGUUGUAAAUUGGGGGCAAUUACCCCUAAAAAUGAUAGCUACAAACAUUUCAAAGACCUGGUAGAAACCGUCACCUAUCCAGAGUCUAGCAGUCCUGACUUGAACGUCUCCAGACGUGACUAUGCGCCUAUACCAGUUACUCUAGUAAUAUAUGUAAAUACCUUGCACGAUUCACUCAGUGUUAAAACUAGCGUCCGGUUACCAAAGUCGUAACCGCCAAUAACCUGUUUUUUGUUUGUUGUUGAAAGUUUAGAACUGACACGAUUGUAUCUAAUAUAAUCUUUCUGACGUCUUUUAACCCUGUUUAGUGUUUAAGGUUUUGAAUUAUGUGUGAACCUUCUAAGACAGUAUACAUACUGCAUUGUGUGAUUGUGUUUCUUUUGUAAUUGUCAGUGGACAUGAUGUGUACGUGACCGUGUGAAUUCACUUGCAUUUAAUGCGAAUUUAAUAUAGAGUCUAAUCCGAUCGCUCAGUUUAUCAGCAUUGUCAAAUUUGUAUAUGUCUUUUUGGUUUUAAGACUUCCAGAGAAAAGGUUACAUUUUGCAUUUAUUUAUUGAAGGGGCUGCUUUAUUAUUAUUAUUAUUAUUAUUAUUAUUAUUAUUAUUAUUAUUAUUAUUAUUAUUAUUAUUAUUAUUAUUAUUAUUAUUAUGUUAUCUCUAUUGUUCCCAUCGUUUCUAGUGUAUCCACAUUUCUCUUAUGUGCUGUAGUGUCUAUUUGGGACCAAAAGCCAAUAUGUUAUUUAAAAUAGAGUUCUGUUCUCUACAGCUGUCUUAAUUAUUUGCUUAAGAAACAGAAUCUCGUAUGAGGAAAUGUUACUCAGUUACUCUGAUUCCUAGUUUCUUGGAAUUAUUAUUAAUUAGUCAUUUAGCAGACGCUUUUAUCCAGACGACUUACAGAGUCUAAGGGGUGAACUAUGCAUCACAACUGCUGUUGCAGAGUCACUUCCAGUAGGACCUCGGUUUUGCAUCUCAUCCGAAGGACGGAGCACAAGGAGGUCAAGUGACUUGCUCAAGGUCACACAGAGUGAGUCAGUAACUGAGCUGGGAUUGGAACCUGGAACCUUCUGGUAUUAAACCCAUUAACCACAAGACCACCAAACCUAUGAAAGAAUCACACAAUCAGGUCACAUAUGGGAAACACAGCAAUCUGAGAAAUGGUAGAAAUGAGAAAUGCAUCAACCAGAAGGUUGGUAAUGUGGUCCCACAAGAGGUGAUUAAGCCAGGUUAUGUGGUUUAAAUUUCUACCACGCAAGUGGGGGAAAAAAAUAAAAGAAAUUCAAGAAUAUUCUGUCUAUCUACAGUACAUCAAAACUUCAAAAUGAAUCCACAUUUACUCAUAACUCUCAUUUCUUAUUACAAGAUCUGCAAAAGUGGGGUUUUGAAAAGUGUACCCAUUCUUAGCUUUUUUUUCUGUUAAUAGGUUAGAAAUGAAACGAAUUUCCCCGGUUUUCUUAUCUUGCAUUCAAAAUGUGUGCUUUCGUGCCUAUUUCCCCACAAUCUGCAUACUGUACUUUCCUGAAUAUGUUUAUAAUACUUGUAUAUAAGAAACCAAUAAUGUAUUAACUGAAUGUAUUGAGUUAUUGUAUUGGUCAAUAACACUUUUACACAGUG
Messenger RNA from Acipenser ruthenus (sterlet), 4536 nucleotides. RefSeq names its product myelin-associated glycoprotein-like. The coding region runs from base 545 to 2485 and encodes 646 amino acids. The transcript is spliced from 11 exons. Lineage: Eukaryota; Metazoa; Chordata; Actinopteri; Acipenseriformes; Acipenseridae. The record is from RefSeq and is a predicted model, not a curated record.